Molecule: messenger RNA, 2850 nt
Organism: Brienomyrus brachyistius
Lineage: Eukaryota; Metazoa; Chordata; Actinopteri; Osteoglossiformes; Mormyridae
Product: chondroadherin-like protein
Exons: 8
Coding region: 159-2465 (768 amino acids)
Biological process (GO): toll-like receptor signaling pathway; immune response
Cellular component (GO): extracellular matrix; membrane
Molecular function (GO): protein binding; transmembrane signaling receptor activity
Source: RefSeq, a predicted model, not a curated record
UAAAAAGGAAAUGGUCAGAGCAGAUGCACACGUAUAGCCUAUUGUGGAAUAAUUUUGGUAUUUUAUAACUUGCACUCUCACUGAAGAGGUAUACAGGCGAAUGUACAUGUCAAUUGUGAUACGAAGAAAACGGCCGAUUUCCUUCCAAACUCACGAAGAUGGCGCAGGCGCGUCCCAUGGAGCGCACCGUUUUGUCUUGGGCUGCAGGGGCGCUCUUGCAACUCCUUUGUGUUACCGCUGUGCGUCUCGGCAGAUGCCCCAGGGUGUGCGUGUGUGACAGCAUUCAGCUCACCGUGACCUGUGUCAACAAAAACCUAACACAGGUUCCGCCCACUAUCAACGAGAUCACUCUGAAGCUGGACCUGAAGGGGAAUGCCAUCCAGGAGCUGCCGACAGGGGCGUUUCAGCACACGCCCUACCUGACGCACCUCUCCCUGCAGCGGUGCGACAUUCAGAGGGUGCGCGUGGGGGCUUUCCGGGGCCUGGGUCGCCUGGUCCACCUCAACCUGGCCAGUAACAAAAUAGCCAUUCUUUACCAGGAGUCAUUUGAUGGGCUCUCAUCGCUGAAGCAGCUCCUCCUCGACCAUAACCUGGUGGAGGAGAUCCAGCCAGGGGCUUUUUCCCAGCUGAGCUCCAUCAGUCUGCUGUCCCUCGCCCACAACCGGCUGGUCUACCUGCCCAACAUGGCCUUCCAGGGCCUGCAGGCCAUCAAGUGGCUGCGCCUCAGUCACAACUCGCUGAAUAACUUGGCUGUGGAGGCCUUCGCCGGCCUCUUCACUCUUCUCCGCCUCAGCCUGGACCACAACGAGCUGCAGUUCUUCCCGACGUUGACCAUGACCAGACUGCCUGAGUUGAUCCGUCUGGAGCUCAGUCACAACCCCAUGACCUACCUGGGUGAGGAAACUGUGGUCAUGCCCAAGCUUGCCCACCUCUCGCUGGACCACAUGUCCCUGCAAGACUUCUCGCAGAUGGCUCUGGCCUCGGCACCCCGGCUGGCCCAUCUGGACCUCAGCCACAACCAGCUGCGCAUCCUGCACCCACUCAUUGGCCCCGAGUCCUUGUUGCGACUCAACCUAACCGGCAACCCGGUCUACUGCAGCUGCUACCUGCGGCCGCUGAUGGAGUGGACCAUCCGGGGCCGCGUCCGGCUGCUGGGGGCCUGCGCCGGGCCCCCUUACCUCUCUGGAGAGAAUCUAAGAACGAUACACCCCCCCGACCUACGAUGCCUGAGCCAGGAGGCCAUGCUGAAAGCGGAGAUGGAGGAGAUGAGCAGGACCGCCCUACUCACCACACCCGAGCCCCGCUACAAGGUCCAGUGUCCUGCCAACUGCAUCUGCGAGGGUGAGACCAACCACUCCACCUGUGAGAACCGUGGCCACACUAAGGUUCCCCGCGGUUUCCCGCUGGACACCAGUCUGCUGGACCUCCGGGGAAACCACUUCCAUUACAUCCCCAGCCAGAGCUUCACGGGCCUGGCCCAAGUGGUCUCUCUGCACCUGCAGUGCUGCAAGAUCCAUGAGCUAGAGAAAGGUGCCUUCAAUGGGAUGAGGAGCCUGGUCUAUCUCUACCUGUCAGAGAAUGAUCUCUCCGUCUUGAGCGCUGAAGCCUUUAAGGGCAUCCCUGAGCUGACCUACCUGCACCUUGAGCAGAAUAAGUUUGCCAAGUUCCCCAGUAGAGCUUUUCAACUUCUUCCCAACCUCCUUAUGCUCCACUUGGAGAACAACACCAUAGCUAACCUGGAGCAGGGAAUCCUCGCAGACACCAAGAGGCUCACUGGCUUGUACCUGACGGGAAAUAAUAUCAACUCUGUUGCACCUGGUGCUUUUGAUCCCGCCCCCGCCCUCAGCACCCUCCAUCUGAACUCCAACCAGCUCAAAGUGGUACCAAGCGAUGCACUCGCUAAGGUGGCUAACCUGGCCGAGCUCCGCCUCUCCCAGAAUCCUGUUCGCUGGGUGGGACCCAGAGCCUUCCUCUCAUUGGCAGACAGCCUGAAGCAUCUUUAUCUUGAUGGCAUGGGCCUGGAGAAGAUGUCUAAGGAUUCUCUGGCCGGCCUGGGUUCAGGGCUGCGCAGUCUGCUGCUGGAGGAGAACCAGCUAGAGGCGCUGCCCAGCCUGAGUCCCCUAACAGGCCUGGAGGUCAUCAACCUGAGUGGGAACCCUCUGAUGUGUGACUGCACACUGCUGCCCCUGCGCAAGUGGAUCGAGAGUGUGAACCUGAAGGUAAGAGCCACCUGCGGUCACCCGCCGGAACUUCGGGGCGAGAAGGUCAAGGAUGUCCAGGUCUUCAAGAGCUGUGCUGGGGAGAAACCACCUGCUACCCCAACUCCCAAAACCUCGCAAAUGGUCAAAUCCACAAAAAACAGGCGCAUUAAAACUCCAAAAUCCAAGAAUCCUAAAUCUGCACCCAAAACCAAGAAACCCAAAUCCGCACAGAACCACAGAUCCACCCGCCUACAGACCACUUGACCAGUGUCACACGGGCCUAUGAGACAGCAAAUCCAACCCUGUGCAUGAGCCCCUUAGCUCAAACCAAUGAAGUCCCAAGACGACAACAUGAGUGGGGGAGAGGGGGGCAGGGGCACCAGAAAUUAACCUUAAAUUGGAGCUAAUUCUCCCGAAAUUAUGGGAACAAAGAAACUGAUAAUGGCACCAAUUUUACAAUUAUACAAUUUUUAACACCAUCUUACCUAUAAAACUACUGGUUAAAAUAAAAUUAGCAUUUUAUUACCUUGCUAACCCUUUUUAAUUUUUGUACACACUUUGAAGUGUUUACAUUACCAGUGUGCAUAUCUGUAUAAUAGAGGCUGAUUAAUUCUUGAUUAAUCUUUGUGAAUAAAUCUUUUCACCAGCA